AAGAAAGAGAAGAGAGAUAGAAAGAGAGAAGGGAGAAAUGGUGAGAGGGAGAGUGGAAGUGAAGAGAAUAGAGAACAAGGUCAAUAGACAAGUAACCUUCUCCAAAAGAAGAGGAGGUUUGCUUAAGAAAGCACACGAACUCUCUGUUCUAUGUGAUGUACAGGUUGCUCUUAUUAUCUUCUCCAGCAGUGGCAAGCUCUAUGAGUUCAGCAGUGAUGUAAUGGAGAAAAUCAUUGAACGGUACAAUCGCUGUAAACAUAAUAUUUUGGGCAAUGAUAGGCCUGAAGAGUCUACACAGAUCUGGUCUCAGGAGAUAACAAAGCUCAGAUCCAAAUAUGAAUCUCUUCUUCGCACUCAUAGGCAUUUGCUUGGGGAAGAUCUUGGAGAAAUGAGUGUAAAAGAAUUGCAGAUGCUCGAGAUCCAGCUUGAAGGAGCUCUCUCGGCGACCAGGCAACGCAAGACGCAGAUUACUACGGAACAAAUGGAAGAGCUUCGGAGAAAGGAGAGGCAGCUCGGAGAUAUAAACAAGAAGCUGAAGGUUGAGGCAGAAGGUCAUGAAUUCAAAGGCUUUCAAGACCUUCUGCUAAAUUCAGAUGCCAGGGCCUUGCUGUCCUCUCACACUGUGGAUUGCGACUUCGGACGGUUCUUGCAGAUCGGGUUUCAACAACAAUAUGAACAAGGUGAAGGAUCUUUGGUAUUAAAGAGUAAUGUGGGAUGUGACCAGUGGCGGAUCUAGGAAUUAGUUAAUGGAGUGUCAAAAAAAUUUAUUACAAAAAAUAAGGUGUCAAAUUGGGCUUGAACUUGGAUUAAU
Messenger RNA from Eruca vesicaria subsp. sativa (arugula), 811 nucleotides. The record is from the annotation of a GenBank genome assembly. NCBI's taxonomy places the organism in Eukaryota, Viridiplantae, Streptophyta, Magnoliopsida, Brassicales, Brassicaceae.